UUGAGAAGCAAAGCCCAUACAUUACUGGAGGAAUUUUCUGUAUCCAUGCUGGCAGAGAGCAUGCGUGGAAUUUGUACUUCGGGUAAUGCCCCUGACGAGAUUAGCUGCCGAUGCAUUCGGUGUGGUGACAAUUCGCCUUGUUUCUCUUUUGACUCUUCUCGGUUUUCUUUGCAUCAUUUACUCGUGUUACUUCCGCACUCGCAUCCAUAGCCAAGGUUUCGUUCAACUUGGUUAUUUUAGCGGUCCUUGGAUUAUCCGAAUCAUAUUUAUCUUGUUUGCAAUCUGGUGGGGUUUUGGUGAGAUUAUUCGGUUAAGUUUGCUGAGAAGUGAGGGAAGAGUAUUGAAUGCUCUUAACUUGAAAUGGCAGGAAACAGUCUGCAAGUAUUACAUUGUUUCAAAUCUGGGGUUUGCCGAACCUUGCCUGUUCCUCACCAUUGUGUUUCUACUUCGUGCACCCUUACAGAAGAUGGAGUCGGGGAUUUUAAGCCAGAAAUGGAAUGGAAAAACAGCUGGUUAUGUUUUUCUCUGUUGUCUCCCAGUGUUUGCUCUCCAGCUCAUUGUUAUUUUAAUUGGACCCGACUUUAACAAGGGCCCUUCAUAUUUGGGAGUUGAUUCGAUGAUUUUGGAGGCAAUUGUUGCGAAAAGUGUCAAAGCUGGGGAUGAGGUAUCUAAUACAUAUGGGUCUAUGGGUAGUGUUGAAUUGCUACGCAGAUAUGGAUUUACAGAGCCUGACAACCCAAAUGAUGUAGUGAUUAUUAAUCUUGAACUAGUGCUUCAUUGGAUUUCAGCUUUGUUCUCUGGUCGGCCUAGUAGAGGAAGGUUUUUCAUUGAGGUGGAGGUGGAAAUGAUAAAGGGAAGGGCCCCAUGACAGUCUGAUGAGCAAAAUGACAGUAGUUUAUGAUCCAGACAAUUCUGGGAACCAAAUUACCGAUCUUGCCCUUGACAUUAAAGCAG
Molecule: messenger RNA, 954 nt
Organism: Vitis riparia (riverbank grape)
Lineage: Eukaryota; Viridiplantae; Streptophyta; Magnoliopsida; Vitales; Vitaceae
Exons: 1
Coding region: 86-868 (260 amino acids)
Source: RefSeq, a predicted model, not a curated record